Molecule: messenger RNA, 282 nt
Organism: Microthlaspi erraticum
Lineage: Eukaryota; Viridiplantae; Streptophyta; Magnoliopsida; Brassicales; Brassicaceae
Source: the annotation of a GenBank genome assembly
AUGGAGUCUUACAAGGAGCUCACUUGUGAGUUUUUGGCUCAUGAGCAUCACAGUUUGAUGAGCUCGAUCGAGCUGAGUUGGACCAAGGCUGGGGGUAACCAUGGAACAUCAAGGAAGAAGAACUCCAAAGAGUUUGGGCUACAAUCGCUGAAGAGGGGUACUCUUCCUCAAGGUCCAAGGCUGCUCAGAUCAGGAGUCCCAGUGCUUAGAUAUGUGCACAAGGCUCUUGCCAACACCUUCUUUGCAAGGAAAGCCACUGGACAAUCAAUGAGGGAGAAGUGA